Cucurbita moschata (crookneck pumpkin) is the source of this 1023-nucleotide messenger RNA. Its product is annotated as palmitoyl-monogalactosyldiacylglycerol delta-7 desaturase, chloroplastic-like. The transcript has 4 exons. Gene Ontology annotation, molecular function: oxidoreductase activity, acting on paired donors, with oxidation of a pair of donors resulting in the reduction of molecular oxygen to two molecules of water. The coding region runs from base 1 to 894 and encodes 297 amino acids. The record is from RefSeq and is a predicted model, not a curated record. Gene Ontology annotation, biological process: lipid metabolic process. NCBI's taxonomy places the organism in Eukaryota, Viridiplantae, Streptophyta, Magnoliopsida, Cucurbitales, Cucurbitaceae. Gene Ontology annotation, cellular component: endoplasmic reticulum membrane.
AUGGAUGCGUCAAGAGAACAAAAUAUAAUUGUGAAGCCAAAGUCAUUUUGGAAGAGAAAAUGGCCCAAGAUAAAGAAAAAAUUUAUUUUUGUUAGUUUCUUUAUACAUUUUUCCUGUCUUUUCGCACCCUUUCAAAUCAAUUUAGGUGCUAUUUCGAUUUGUUUUGUUUUAUAUAUUAUCACAGGUCUCUUUGGCAUCACUAUUUCAUAUCACCGAAAUCUUACACAUAAGACUUUCAAACUUCCCAAAUGGCUCGAAUACUUGCUUGCUUACUGCGGACUUCAUGCCCUUCAGGGUGAUCCAAUUUAUUGGGUGAGCAUACAUAGAUAUCAUCAUCAAUAUGUUGAUACUCCAACAGAUCCACAUAGCCCGAUUAAAGGAUUUUGGUUUAGUCAUGUUACUUGGUAUCUUCAGAAGAGGAAUCAAAGCGUUAGUGAAAUGAUUCCAAGGCAUCGAAAAUGGGAAAAUGUUACAGAUUUGGAGAAGCAAACAUUCUAUAGGUUUCUUCACAAAACAUAUUUACUUCAUCCAAUUACUCUUGCAGCCAUACUUUAUAGCAUUGGAGGCGCUCCUUUCUUCAUUUGGGGAAUGUGUGUGAGAAUCGUAAUUGUUUUACAUGCAACAUUCUUAGUGAAUUCAGUAUGUCAUAUGUGGGGAAAGCAACCAUGGAAAACAAACGACUUAUCUAGAAACAAUGGGUGGAUAAGUUUGCUUGCAUUUGGAGAAGGUUGGCACAAUAACCACCAUGCCUUUGAAUAUUCAGCGAGGUUGGGCAUUGAAUGGUGGCAAUAUGAUCCCGGUUGGUAUGUUAUUAGGUUUCUUGAAGCCAUUGGAGUGGCUACUCAUGUCAAAUUGCCAUCUCAAACCCAUAUGCAAAAGUUGGCCAAUGAUUAACUAAGAGAACCCUUUCUUUAAGUGAUGUAUUACAUGGAAAUAAUUAUGCUUCUAAAAAUAAUGUGGAAUAAUGUGAAAUAAAAGAAAUGCCAAUGCAUGUUAGUUGCUACAAUUAUAAUAAAAUUUUAU